AUGCAUCUACAAGGGCCUGUCAUCGCCGCUGUGCUAUUCAGUCUUGCAAAUACUCGCGCGGAGUAUGUCGAUCCUCGCGUUCUAGACAGUUGCCCAGGGUACAACGCGACCAAUAUCCAGACGACCGGGGCGCACCUCACGGCCGACCUUGUCCUCGCCGGGGCAGCGUGCAACGUAUUUGGCAACGACACGGCGAAGCUGUCGCUGGAAGUGACAUACGAAGCCGAGACGCGUAUUCAUCUAAAGAUCACCGAUCCGUCCGAGGUUCGUUAUGAAGUUCCCCAGUCCGUUCUGCCGCGCCCGUCGGCGAGGGAAGACCUGUCUGUCUCCGACGCGCUGAUCAGGUUCAACUACACCGCCGCUCCGUUCUCGUUCAGCAUCUUCCGUGCCGAGACCCAGGAAAUCCUGUUCUCCACCGCGUCCCACCCUCUCAUCUUUGAGCCUCAGUAUCUGCGCGUGAAGACGAACCUCCCCGCGAACGCAAAUGUCUAUGGCCUCGGCGAGCACACGGAUCCAUUCCGCCUCGACACGGCGAACACGACGCGCACCAUGUGGUCGCGCGACGCGUAUGGCAUCCCGGUGGGCACGAACCUGUACGGGAAUCACCCCGUCUACUUCGAACAUCGCCCGACCGGGACGCACGCAGUGUUCCUCUUGAGCUCGAACGGGAUGGACGUGAAGAUCCGCAACAACGAGACGGCGACUGGGGCGACUACGCUCGAGUACAACGUGAUUGGAGGGGUCCUUGAUUUCUACUUCCUUGCGGGGAGUACAACUGAUCCUGCGGAAGUGGCGAGGCAGUAUGCGCAGGUGGUUGGCACUCCUGCUGAGGUUCCAUACUGGUCGUUUGGCCUGCAUCAAUGUCGUUUUGGAUAUCAAGAUUUUGUUGAUGUUGCCAACGUCAUUACCAAUUAUUCUUUGGCGUCCAUUCCUCUCGAAACAAUGUGGACCGAUAUCGAUUAUAUGUACAAGCGCAGGAUCUUCACAACCGAUCCCGAUUAUUUCCCCACAUCAAGAAUGCGAGAGAUCGUCGACUAUCUGCAUGCCCACGAUCAGAAGUUUGUUUUGAUGACCGACCCUGCAGUCGGUUAUCUACCUGGCGAAAAUUAUGGCCCUUACGAUCGAGGCACUGAUUUGGAUGUAUGGAUCAAGGCUCCGAAUGGAAGUGCCAGCUUAGGGCUUGUCUGGCCAGGCUACAUCUUAGAUUGGUUUCAUCCACAAAUCACAGAAUACUGGAACAAUGAAUUCCAGUUGUUCUAUAAUCCGGAAACCGGUUUAGAUAUCGACGGCGCUUGGAUCGACAUGAACGAGCCAUCCAGUUUUUGCACAUAUCCAUGCGAUGACCCAUUCGCUCAAGCGAUCGCGCAAGACCUCCCGCCGCCUCGCACAGUUGCGCCUCCUGAUCCCAAUGCGCCUAUCUUUGGCAAUGACAAAUCCAAGAGAGCAGCCCCUAGCCACGAGGGUCAGGAUGUAUUGAAUCCCCCGUACAAGAUUGAUAAUGCCGCUGGCGUACUAUCCGACAAGACAGCAUAUAGCAAUGUUGUGCAUGCCAAUGGGCUCAUUGAAUACGACACGCAUAACAUGUAUGGGACGAUGAUGUCCUCCGCUACGCACGACGCAAUGCUUGCUCGACGUCCAACCCUGCGUACGUUGGUCAUCACCCGCUCAACCUUCGCAGGUGCAGGGAGCAAAGUCGGCAAGUGGCUUGGGGACAAUAUGAGCACCUGGCAGCACUACCGCCUCUCGAUCGCUGGUAUGCUAGGCAUGGCGAGUGUCUACCAGAUUCCAAUGGUUGGCAGUGACAUCUGUGGAUAUGCGGCGAAUACGACGGAGACGCUCUGUGCUCGAUGGGCAAUGCUGGGGGCGUUCUACCCUUUUAUGCGGAAUCACAACGCCGAUACGUCGAUCAGCCAAGAAUUCUACCGUUGGCCACUUGUGACCCAGGCAGCGAAAAGCGUGCUCGACAUUCGGUAUCGCCUCAUAGAUUACAUCUACACGGCAUUCCACACCGCUCACACUGACGGGACGCCCGUACUCAACCCGCUUUGGUUCAAGUACCCGCACGAUGUAGCGACGUACCCGAUAGAUCUUCAAUUCUUCUAUGGCGACUCUAUACUUGUCUCCCCCGUCACCGAGGAGAACUCGACGUCAGUGACGUUCUAUCUACCAAAGGACCGCUUCUACGACUUCGCCACUCUCGCUCUGGUCGAUGGCCAAGGGGCUAACGUGACCCUUGAUAACGUCAACUUUACCACCAUUCCUCUGCAUAUAAAAGGCGGGGCCGUCUUGCCCCUGCGGGCGACUGGGGCCAUGACCACAGCGGAGCUCAGAAAGACAGACUUCGAGUUUGUGGUCGCGCCGGGCUUGGAUGGAAAGGCGACGGGGUCGUUGUACAUCGACGACGGAGAGAGAAUUGUUCAAAAGGCGACCACAACCGUGGCGAUGACGUAUCAACAGCGCUCCUUGACAGUCACGGGCCAGUUCGGAUACCACGCUGAUGUCAAGGUCGCCCGCGUGCUGUUCCUUGGCGUCGAUAAAGCUCCGCAAAAGGUCGAGAUCGAAGGGCGCGGGCAUAGUGGCCCUGCACCCUUUUCAUACGAUUCGAAGACGAAAGUGCUCCGAGCAGAGGUAGCAGUUCCUCUCCAAAACUUCCAGAUUCACUUCUCUUGAUUGCUGUUAAUUUCGAACACUCAUACCAAUCAGACCUAAUUCGAUUGGAAUCGUAUAGGAGCCAAUACACACACUGAUGUAUAUCUGAUUAUCUAUAGCAAUACUCAACACCAUUGUAAUUACC
This is a messenger RNA of Heterobasidion irregulare TC 32-1, 2794 nucleotides long. RefSeq names its product glycoside hydrolase family 31 protein. The transcript has 13 exons. The coding region runs from base 1 to 2670 and encodes 889 amino acids. Gene Ontology annotation, molecular function: hydrolase activity, hydrolyzing O-glycosyl compounds; carbohydrate binding. Gene Ontology annotation, biological process: carbohydrate metabolic process. The record is from RefSeq and is a predicted model, not a curated record. NCBI's taxonomy places the organism in Eukaryota, Fungi, Basidiomycota, Agaricomycetes, Russulales, Bondarzewiaceae.